Molecule: messenger RNA, 897 nt
Organism: Truncatella angustata
Lineage: Eukaryota; Fungi; Ascomycota; Sordariomycetes; Amphisphaeriales; Sporocadaceae
Exons: 3
Coding region: 1-897 (298 amino acids)
Molecular function (GO): oxidoreductase activity
Source: RefSeq, a predicted model, not a curated record
AUGUCUUCCAUCAAGAAUGUUGCCGUCAUUGGCGCCUCAGGCAAUGUCGGAAAACCCAUUACUGAAGCACUUCUUGCGGACGGGUUCAACGUCACAGUUCUGACCAGAAACUCAUCAUCAUCCACAUUCCCAUCUGGUGUGACCGUGAAGAAAGUGGAUUAUGACUCUGUCAAGUCGCUUGAGGACGCCCUGCAGGGCCAAGACGCCGUAGUAUCUGCGGCUGCUUCCCCUGCUGUAGGCAAUCAGUAUCCUAUCAUAGAUGCCGCCCUCAAUGCGGGGGUCAAGCGCUUCAUUCCGUCAGAGUUCGGCAUCAACACAAGGACAGUGCAGCACGAGGGAUUGAAGACAAUUAUCGCUGGCAAAAUCAAAGUGGCUGAUUAUCUUGCCGAAAAAUCCAAGGGGAACCCAUCUUUCACCUGGACUGGAGUCGCCAAUGGCCUCUUUUUUGACUGGGGUCUUCGACUCAGCGGCCUCGGAUUCGACAAGAGCGGCAAGAGUGCCAAUAUUAUCGACUCGGGAAACACUCCAUUUUUCGCAUCCAACUUGUCAUUCAUCGGUAAGGCGGUUGCGGCGAUUCUUAAGAAUGCAGACAAGACUGCAAACCAAUAUUUGUCUAUCGCCUCUUUCACCAUCACCCAGAACCAACUCUUGAAGAUAGUAGAAGAGGAAUCAGGGACGAAGUGGACGACCGAACAAAUCAAGUCGUCCGAUCUGGACAAAAUUGGCUAUGAGAAGCUGGAGAAGAAGGACUUCAGCGCUUUCAGAGAUUUUCUUCAGGUAUACUUGUACAAAGAUGGUGGCGACAGUGCAAAUACUGAGUUGGCUAAUGGCCUCCUCGGCUUGAAAGAGGAGGAUCCAAGACCAACUAUCAAGAAGUUCCUUGAGGGUACAUUGUAG